Messenger RNA from Alternaria burnsii, 1782 nucleotides. RefSeq lists its product as uncharacterized. The record is from RefSeq and is a predicted model, not a curated record. NCBI's taxonomy places the organism in Eukaryota, Fungi, Ascomycota, Dothideomycetes, Pleosporales, Pleosporaceae. The coding region runs from base 1 to 1782 and encodes 593 amino acids. The transcript is spliced from 2 exons.
AUGGGCCAUCUGCCGAAAGGUGGGAUGUACAACCUGACUGCUGUACAAGCUCAUUUCGCAGUAACUCCUCUUCUCGAAAAGAUCGAAGCGCCCAUACUGUGUAUCGAAGCGUGGCGGGAUUGGCGGAUUUUCAACCUCUUCAAUAUCCGCAGCUCCAUCAUCUUUGAUUGCACUGGACCUAUCGCUCGAAACUUGCAACCAAUAGCACGUCUGAUCGACUACAGGGUCGUUCUCAAUAGAGGGAGGAAUUCACGAUGUUCAAACUACGUACCCGGCCUGAAGGUUAUCGACUGCGAGCAUCGCUUGAUCAGAGAUUUGCCAAAUACCGCGUCAUACGUGACAUUGAGCUACGUCUGGGGUAAGCCAAAAGAUCAAUCUGUUGGUCAAGCUCGCCUAGAGUCACCAGCGCCUGAGCUUCUACCACAAGACCUCCCAGCGACUAUCGAAGACGCCAUCAAAGUCACGCUCGCACUUGGGUACGAUUACCUGUGGGUUGACAGGUACUGCUUGAAUAAAUCUUCAGAGGACUUCCAUGCGCAGCUCAGACAGAUGGGUAAGAUCUACGCUGGGUCGGCCUUGACGAUCAUCGCAGCUGCCGGUUCCGAUGGUUCUUAUGGACUACCGGGCGUCAGUCGGCAACGCGUGGUGAACCGACCCUUUCACUUUGGCCGACGGAUCUUGUGUUCUACUCCCUUGUUUAGUAGAGAAACCCUGGAGAGUACAACAUGGAGCUCAAGAGGCUGGACGUAUCAGGAAGGCCUACUUUCAACCAGGCGUCUUGUUUUCACUGAUACCCAACUCUAUUACGAAUGCCAGGAGAGGUCUCGAAUGGAAGGCUGGUUAGCUCCUGAACACAUGUUCUGGCGGCGUGAUGAAGAGAGCGCCGGUUCUUGGUGUGACUAUUUCAACAAAACUUCGGACCCAGGCCUUUUUCCUACUAUCAACGGGCACGUUAAGAGUGUCCUUCACCGGAUCGAGGCAUUCACAAAGCGAUCGCUUACGUAUGAAGACGACGUACUCAAUGCAUUGCUAGGUAUUUUUGCAAUACUACGGCAAGACAAGGAUAUGCCAGAUAGUAGCAUACAACAUCUUUGGGGAAUGCCGUACUUUGGGUACGAUGUAAACUUUCGGCACGAUAGAACACCACUUACUGUGUCGCUCUCAAGGUUUGUGAACAACUUAAGCUGGGAUGUAGAUAACCCAGUCAGAAGGCGAGUUGGAUUCCCUAGUUGGUCAUGGACUGGAUGGAUUGGUCCAGUAAGAUGGGCAAAGGGACUGAUGUUGGUGGACAACGGCCGAUAUCACAGAAAUCGAUCUACACCUGAUGUCCCAUGCACUGUCAGUUUGGAACACCGGAAUGGAAAUACCAUUGACUGGCGAAUCUACCACGCGAUGUCCUACUUCCACGACACUUGCGAGGACGCACGAAACGCGCAACAACUCACUCGCUUUAUACACAUCAGCGCUUACAUCACUCAGAUCAUGCAAUCGGACGUACCGCAUUGCUACCAGCUUGAGCUUGAUCGCAAGAAACCAAACAACGAUUCUCGACCAGUAUAUGUGUCUAUCAAUCCUACAAGGGGAGAUCAUGUCAACGUCGAUCGAGGAUUGUUCGUGAUGCACUUACCGUGGUAUCUCGAAUAUGGCCACGAUAGCGAGUGCAAUGUCUUAGUGGUUCAGCGUGAAGGUUCACAUUGGGAAAGAGUUGGCAUUGGUAGUACGUCGACAUUGUUGGAAGUGGCACCCGUUGAAAAGACAUGGACGACAAUUCGCCUCGGCUGA